Schizophyllum commune H4-8 is the source of this 1577-nucleotide messenger RNA. RefSeq names its product carbohydrate esterase family 1 and carbohydrate-binding module family 1 protein. Lineage: Eukaryota; Fungi; Basidiomycota; Agaricomycetes; Agaricales; Schizophyllaceae. Gene Ontology annotation, biological process: carbohydrate metabolic process. The transcript has 6 exons. Gene Ontology annotation, molecular function: cellulose binding; hydrolase activity. The record is from RefSeq and is a predicted model, not a curated record. Gene Ontology annotation, cellular component: extracellular region. The coding region runs from base 270 to 1370 and encodes 366 amino acids.
AGCCGUCUUCCCUCCUCCGAUUUGGCAAUGCCUCAUUUGCGAUACGGAUCACGACUUCAGUACCCAGGAACCGAGACUCCUCGACACAAGACGUCGUGUAUGACCCGCGAAGCUUGAAAUGCAGUUCUAUUUCGCCGGCAAUCCUUCGACAGCCAUACGAUGGCGACGGAAGGCGGCCCAUCCGCCUGGAGCACGCAACCUUCGCCAGUACACCGCGUCCCGGAUAUCAUCAGUUCUUCGUGGACACUGAACUCCCUUCCCAACGCACGAUGACAGUCCGAGCCUCCGCUUUCUUCCUGCUCCUCUUGUGGCUGGACCUCAUCGCCGGACAGACCUCGACCCUGCAGCAGGUCACUGAUUUUGGAGACAACCCGACGAACGCUGGCAUGUACGUCUACCGUCCAACGAAUGUAGCGUCAUCUCCAGCCCUUAUCGUCGCGGUCCACUACUGUGGGGGCACGGCACAGGCGUACUACACUGGCUCUCCGUACGCGCAGUUUGCGGACCAGUACGGCUUCAUCGUGAUCUAUCCGAACUCGCCGAACUCGGGCAGCUGCUGGGACGUCAGCUCGAAGCAGUCGCUCACGCGUGAUGGAGGCGGCGAUAGCACCGCCAUAGCCAACAUGGUCGCGUACGCGAAGACCCAGUACGGCGUGGAUCCAGACAGAAUUUAUGUGACCGGGACGUCCUCUGGAGGCAUGAUGACCAACGUCCUUGCCGCCACCUAUCCCGACGUCUUCCAAGCAGGGAUCGUGUACUCUGGCGUGGGCGCAGGUUGCUUCGUGUCCGCGUCCGGCGGCGUUGACGCCUGGAACUCGACUUGCUCUACAGGCCAGUCCACCGCCUCCGCCGCUCAGUGGGCUGCUGUCGUCCACGACAUGUACCCUGGCUACACCGGUGCCUACCCGCGCAUGCAGGAGUACCAUGGUACCGACGAUACCCUGCUCGACUACAAAAACCUCGCCGAGGAGGUCAAGCAGUGGGCGGGCGUCCACGGAUACGAUGCGUCCGCGCCGACGCAGGUUCUACAGAACACGCCGGUGUCGGGGUACACGAAGUCGAUCUACGGGCCGAAUCUGGAGGGAAUCUCGGCGGCGGGGGUCGGGCAUGUAGUCCCUAUCCAGGGUACGGAGGAUCUGAAGUGGUUUGGCAUCGUUGGGGGUGCGGGUACUACGUCGACCUCCGGCCCUACGACGACUGCUCCUGGGUCGACGACGACGGCGCCGGCCUCGACCACAUCAUCGGCUGCUGGCGCAACCCAGACACGCUGGGGCCAGUGCGGAGGUACUGGCUACAACGGUCCUACCACUUGCGCUUCUGAAUUGACUUGUGUUGCUGUCUCGCCGCCGUACUAUUAUCAGUGUCAGUAAGGGUUUCAAGGUCUUCUAGGGGUUUGGGAGAACGGUUGAACGGGUUGCGCUAAGUGGUUGCUCUCGUUUGGCACUGUUUCAUGUGUAUGCCUACCUCCAAAUAUGAUUGUCGUAUCCCAACGGAAGCACGGAAAAGCGGGAGAGCGCAUGCUAUCACACACCGGGAGCUCUCUUGGUCGAACGCGAAGAUAACUCGCUUCAGUCCAC